GAAGUAUUACGUCACCGGAAACGAAUGGGUUUUAUCCACCCCUAGCAACCGACACAAACGUAGAAAGUAACCAAUACACGCAGUUAAAUUUACAUUGAUUAAUUUAUCGGACUUUUUUUUUUUUUCCUCUCUAAGGCGACAAACAAUUCAGGGUAUACAAAAGCGCAUAAAAACCUAAUUUAGUAGAAAUGCCUUUGAUAGUUAAAGACUUCACGUGGACGCAGACACAGUCACUAGUAUACAUAAGUGUUCCUUUAAAGGGAAUUAAAGUGGGGCAAGGAGACAUAUUAGCCACGGAUGAAUACCUGAAGGUCACUUUCUCACCAUUUUUGUUUGAAGUGUUCCUUUUUGAGCACAUAGACGAUGACAAAAGCGUGGCAAGAAUUAGUAAAGGAGUGCUCGUGUUUACGCUGCACAAAAAGGACGAGAGGAUGUGGGAACAGCUGACGAUCAAGGAUGCUGAUCCACAGAUAAUGAAGGCGAUCAGAGAGAGAGCUGUCAUCAAAGUUCAGGAAAAGUGUAAUAUGGAGUCAAAAGCCAAAGCUGUGAAAAAACAAGAAGAAAACAAAUAUGCACUUGAGACGAUGAUGAAGAUGGAGGAAGAAGAAAGGGCCAGAAUUGAGAAAGUCAAGGCGGAGGAAUGUAACAAGGCUACAGCUGAGUUGGAGGCAUGGAAACUUAAACAGAAGCAAGAAGCUCAAGUGCAAGAAGCUCAAAGAAUUUGCCAAAUGCCAAAGCUGGAGGAAGAGAAGAAAAACAGAGAAAUUAAUCAUAAGUCUGCAGCACCUCAAAAACAUAAAGAGCAGCAAACUGAUUCCAGCAAGAAAAAACAGGUGCGUCUACCUGCUCCAAGGUCCUCUGGUACCAUCAAAAUUCAGUUUACCCCACGGGUAUUCCCAACAGCCUUACGAGAAUCCAGAGUAGCUGAGGAAGAAGAGUGGCUUAAAAAGCAAGCGGAAGCCAGGCGUGCAGUCAGCGAUGAUGUCCCGGAACUGAAGGACCUGAAGGAAGAUGAAAGGAACCCUGAGUGGCUUAAAGAAAAGGGCAACAAAUUGUUUGCAACUGGGAACUACGCUGGUGCUGUUAAUGCCUAUAACCUGGCGAUUAAGCUCAACAGAAACUUACCGUCCCUAUACUUAAACCGCGCUGCAUGUCACCUGAAACUGAGAAACCUACACAAAGCAAUAGAGGAUUCCUCUCGAGCGCUUGAUUUAUUGAUGCCAGCAGUUGCUGACAAUGCAGACAGCAGAAUGAAAGCUCACGUACGACGAGGAACAGCUUUUUGUGAACUGGAACUAUAUGUUGAAGGUCUUCAGGAUUAUCAAGCUGCACUGAAGAUUGAUCCCCACAAUAAAGCUGUACUUUGUGAUGCAGAAAAGAUCAGACAAAUCAUUCAAGGAAAUCUGCCUAACCCGUCAGCUGUUGAGAAGAAAAUGUAGACAUUG
Molecule: messenger RNA, 1445 nt
Organism: Scleropages formosus (Asian bonytongue)
Lineage: Eukaryota; Metazoa; Chordata; Actinopteri; Osteoglossiformes; Osteoglossidae
Gene: dnaaf4
Product: dynein axonemal assembly factor 4
Exons: 9
Coding region: 189-1439 (416 amino acids)
Biological process (GO): epithelial cilium movement involved in extracellular fluid movement; inner dynein arm assembly; heart development
Molecular function (GO): nuclear estrogen receptor binding
Source: RefSeq, a predicted model, not a curated record